AUGGGUAAAAUCAAUAAUGACGAUUUAACCCUUCGAGCACUCGUGUCAACAAAAGAAGCAGGUGUCAUUAUUGGAAAAGGUGGAAGUAAUGUAGCAAAAAUAAGAGAAUCAACUGGUGUAAAAGCAGGUGUCUCUAAAUCAGUUCAAGGUAUACCAGAUCGUGUGUUGACUAUUAGUGGCACUUUACAAGGUGUUGCCAAAGCCUACUCACUGAUUGCAAACACAUUAUCCCAGACACUGCCUGCUAAUAAUAUGCACAUGAUUCAUCUUCGUCUAUUGGUAUCUCAUAACUUGAUGGGCUCCGUCAUUGGUCGACAAGGUGUUAAAAUCAAGCAGAUUCAAGAUACUUGGGGAGUUCGUAUGGUAGCAUCAAAGACAUUGCUGCCUCAGAGCACAGAGCGUAUUAUAGAGAUCAAGGGUACUGUCGAUGGCAUCUACAGCGCCAUUUUGGAUAUGGGGCGUUGUCUGAUGGAGGAUAAAGACAGAGCAUAUGGCACUAUUCUAUAUAAUCCCAUAAAGGCUAGUCAAGUUGCUCAGAAUACUGCUACUACUGUUACAGCUGCUACUACCAACACUAAUACUACUACUACUACUGCACCACAGAAUAACAAUUAUUCACCAUCUUCAUCAAAACAUCAACAACAACAACAACCAGCAGUAAGGUUGGAUGAUCCAGCAAUACGUACUCAAAACAUUUCUAUUCCAGCAGAUAUGGUAGGGUGUAUCAUCGGAAAGGGUGGUGCCAAGAUUGCAGAAAUACGUAGACUUUCAGGAUCUCGAAUUUCGAUCGCAAAGAUGCCCCAUGACGAGACUGGAGAAAGGAUGUUUACGAUUCAAGGAACUCCCGAAGCAAAUGAACGUGCACUUUACUUACUUUAUGAACAACUUGAAAACGAAAAGGAACGUCGACUUCGAAGUGUCUUGUCGGAUAACUUGAUUGAAAAUGAACCAGUAUCUUCUUUGCGCUCGUAA
This is a messenger RNA of Rhizopus microsporus ATCC 52813, 972 nucleotides long. RefSeq lists its product as uncharacterized. Gene Ontology annotation, molecular function: mRNA 3'-UTR AU-rich region binding. The record is from RefSeq and is a predicted model, not a curated record. NCBI's taxonomy places the organism in Eukaryota, Fungi, Mucoromycota, Mucoromycetes, Mucorales, Rhizopodaceae. Gene Ontology annotation, cellular component: cytoplasm; nucleus. The transcript is spliced from 2 exons. Gene Ontology annotation, biological process: 3'-UTR-mediated mRNA stabilization. Bases 1 to 972 code for a protein of 323 amino acids.